This is a messenger RNA of Branchiostoma floridae (Florida lancelet), 1782 nucleotides long. Its product is annotated as coiled-coil domain-containing protein 34-like. Lineage: Eukaryota; Metazoa; Chordata; Leptocardii; Amphioxiformes; Branchiostomatidae. Bases 195 to 1265 code for a protein of 356 amino acids. The record is from RefSeq and is a predicted model, not a curated record. The transcript has 7 exons.
ACCUACUACUUGGUGGUCUAUUCCAAGUCGUAGAGGAUGACGGGAUACGCGCCAUUUUGAAAACAAAACAAAAACAUCUCAGCUUGUCUGGAGACAACUUUUCGUCCGUUUUCUUCCAUUUUCGAUCAAAAGAGCCAUCGAUUCCACUUCUCUCAUGAGCAUCUAGUUGUGACACAUAUAUAACAGCUGUGACGAUGUAUGCUGAGAUCAGAAGUCGUCCCCAGUCCAGCCCCAUCCACCCCCCGUUCCGCCGCACCCUGGCUGAUGACCUGGCCACUGAUAACAUCCCCGGACUGGCCGUGGGGAGGAGGAGGGCACCCCCGGGGGUCAGACAGUCAGCUAGACAGGUGCUCAACAGGACCUACUCAGAUGAGUCUAUGACAGGUUACUCCACGGACUCCCUGCUGUCCAUCCUGUCACAUGACAGCUACACCACGCCCACAGACUCGGACCUGUCUGACGAGGACACCAAGGAAAAACUAUACAGAAAAGAGAAACCUCCUGACCCACCUAAACCAAGAGACCCUCCAACCAGGAAACAGAAGAAGGAAAAGAAGGCUUCUCACUGGGAGGAGUGGGUCGUGAGGAAGACUCAAGAGGAGAGGGAGAAAAGGAGGAAACAGGCAUGGAAGGAAAAGGAAGAUAAAGAAGAAGAAGAAAGACAAAGAAAAGAGAAAGAAGAGAAGAAGCAAAUGGCUGACAAGAAGCACAAAGAGUGGGCUGAGCAGAAAACACUACAGCAAAAAAUACAGAGACAGGCAAAGGUUCGACAAGAGAAAGCAGAAAAAGAAAUAGAAGAACAGAAAAAGCAACAAAUUCAUGAAAAAGCUCAAAAGGAAUAUGACAGGUGGCUAGAAAUGAAGAAACAGAAGGAGGAAGAGGUAAGACAAAAGGAAGAGGAAGAUAGAAGAAGAAAAGAAGCUGAGAAAGAGGAGAAACAGAAGCAAGCAGAAGAGGUGUACAAUGACUGGCUGAAGAAGUCCAAGACAAAACCCAGACCAAUGUUCCACAGUUUUGGGUACACAGGAGGAGUUCUUACUGGAUACCAUGACCGAGCUGCUUACCCCAUUCCCAGCUUCUACAACCCCGUUCCCUGGAUGCCCAUACACGUGCCAAAGGAGAAACAGCCUACAAAAGUCCCAGACAAGAAGCGGAGGGGGGGCAGACAGAAGAGCCAACACCAGCCGUCACCCCCUCUGCUGUGGAAAGAGGUGGAACAAAGAACUGUCCGGAAACAGAGUUCUCUCAUCACCAGAAAGAGAUAGGAAGAACUGCAAUAACCUUUUUUUAAAGCAGGUUUGAGUUUUCAAGGCUUGUAAAGCUCAUGUAGCCUGGGUACCAUCCUCCAUUGAAACCUCUGGUUCAAUAUUUUUUCUUGCUAAUUUUGUUAGCAACCAGGCUGAAGCUCUUGUACACCACUGUAUACAAAAGUCAAAGCAUGAUAGGGAGCCCUAGUUUGCUACUUGUAAAAGAUUUCCAGUGCUGUUACUUGCAAUACAAGUUUUGUAAUUACAUACUAUUUGCACUGUACUUGUAUGUAAAUUCUUAAAGCACUGAAUAUUCACUGAAAUGCAAAAAUUUAGGGACAUUUUUUUCUAUUUGUUCUAGAAUAUGAAACUAAAAAAAGCUUGUCAACAAUAAUGAUUUGUCUGAUUUUCCUAUGGGGCAGCAGUAUUGUACAAUGUUGUUACCAUUUCCCUGGUUUUAUAGUCCAGGAAAGGUAUACUAUAAAUGGGAGAAUUUGUGCUGCACAUAAUAAAUUAUGCACUGAUGUACAAAGUA